Molecule: messenger RNA, 1142 nt
Organism: Hordeum vulgare subsp. vulgare (domesticated barley)
Lineage: Eukaryota; Viridiplantae; Streptophyta; Magnoliopsida; Poales; Poaceae
Product: phosphatidylinositol transfer protein 3-like
Exons: 5
Coding region: 77-925 (282 amino acids)
Molecular function (GO): phosphatidylinositol transfer activity
Source: RefSeq, a predicted model, not a curated record
GGCGGGUGGGUCCUUGUGGAUCAUGCUUCAGAGCACUGCAGUGUCAGUGUGGUUGUAGGCAACUCUGACUGAAGCAAUGAGUUACAAGCUGGAGAAGAAGAGCAGCAGCGAAGAAGCCGCGCAGCUGAAACCAGCGUCCUCUUGGGAAGAAGAGCAGCAGGAAAAGAUAAAUGAGGUGCGCGGUCUCCUGGGCAGUCUGACGGAGGAGAUGCCGAGUUUUCUGACCGACGCCACCAUCCGCCGUUUCCUCCGGGCGAGGAACUGGAGCACGGAGCAAGCAACCAAGGGUCUCAAGGAGACUGUCAAGUGGAGGCGUGAGUACAGGCCGGAUGCAAUUUCCUGGGAAGACGUUGCAGAAAUGGAGAACGAGGCCCGGAGGACACAUGUGGCCGACUACCUUGACAAGAACGGAAGAAGUGUCCUCGUAGCAAACGUUCCAAUGAAAUCUAAAGUUUCAGGCAAGGAGCAGAUAAAGCACCUGGUGUAUCUCCUAGAGUAUUUCGCCACCAACUCAGCGGAUGAACAAGACGGCUUCGUCGUUUGGCUGACCGACUUCCGAGGCUGGUCGAUAUCGAGCACGCCGCUGUCGACGACCCGCGAAUCCAUGCACAUCAUUCAAAACCAUUACCCGGGGGUGAUAGCCGUGGCGAUCCCUUUCGAUCCUCCCAGGAUUUUUGAGUCCUUUUGGAAGAUAGCAAAGAACUUCGUGCAGCCAUACAUGAAAGAGAAAGUGAAGUUUGUGUAUCCUAACAAGCCGGAGAGCCUGCAGAUUAUGGCUGACAUCUUUGACUUGGAUACGCUCGAGUCUUCAUUUGGAGGAAGAAGCACCAGCACGGCCUUCGACAUCGACAAGUACGCCGAGAGAAUGAGAAGAGCCGAUAAGAUGAGAGGAGCAUCAUCAAAAGAUAUAAAUGGCUACACCUGAUCUCGAUCGCUGACCAAUCACUUUUUUUUUCUGGAAAGGGUGGAAUGCCCCCGACCUCGGCAUCAAAAGGAUGCAUGCAAUCAUCUUAUUAAAUAAGGUACAAAUACAAAGUCUUAGAUCCAAAACAGACUCAUAAAAUGAGGGUCACAUUCAGCGAUAAAAAACAGGGUACGAUACCUAAACAUUUUUCCUAUUAACUAUUAGCUCGUCUUUUAAA